GCACUAGAAAAACAAGAAAGAAAACAAAAGUGAAAGGAGCAGGAGAUUCUUCGUCUUCUUCUUCUUUUUUUUUUUUCUUUUUUUUUACAACUGUCACUUUGACAGUUUGACAUAAAAACCAGUACAGGGAAGAUUCUUUUCUUCUCAUUAAUUUCUCGCAGUCAAACAACGGUUCACACACUGAUUAUCCGGAAUCCUUCAAAACGGAGAAAUUGCAGAGAAAUUGGAUGAUUCUUAUCAUUUGGAGUAAGCUGGGGAUCAAUUAAGUGGUUUUUCAAUAUGGGUUAUGAAGUGAAGUCUUUGUUUCGAAUUGAAACCACGCGAUUGCUAUGGCUUCCAGGAAUAAUGGUUGCUUUAAUUGUAACGUUGCAGUGUCUUGAACUUCCUCAUGGUAAUGUUCUGUCCUCACUGUUUCCUCCUGGCAAGGUUCCAGUGGCAGAAAAUAGUGAUUUCUUAAGGGGUAGACCAUCAUCUGAGUCUGAGAAGGUUGCAGAUGCGACUCAUGUUAAUGGUUUGAACUCCACUGGUUUGCAUGCACCUAAUGAGACUGUUAAUAAUACCUUGUCCUCGGAAGUGAAGGACAGAGAUCUGGAGGAUGGUGUAUUGCAGACAAAUGUGGGAUUGAAUAUAUCUUCAGGGUUUGAUGAGGGUAGCAAAUCUGGCAAGGAGUCUUCGACUGAGACAUCGAAGCUGAGUAGCAAUUCCACCAUGGACUUUGGCCAAAGUUUUAACAAUAAAACUGAAGCAGAGGAGGGUAGUGAGGCCCAAGGAAGCUUUUCCCCAAAAAAUGAAACCAUGUAUGAUAACUCUCCAAAGAGCAAUGUUACAGAAGGAAAUAUUACAUUGACAUCAGAAAGUAAUGGUUACUUCAAUGCUAGCCUUGGAUCUCCUGUACCUGCAUCGUCACCAACGGAUUCAUCAACUAAUGUAGACUUAGGAAAGAAUGCAGACACAAAAAUCAGAAAACCUGUUAUAUCUAUCAAUUCCACCACAUCAUCAGGGGAGAAAAAUGUGAGACCUAGUGAAAAGCCAGUGCAAAUGCAAGACAAUUUAAAGACACCCAGCCCUGAGGUCAAGGAAAAGGCAGACGUUUCAAGCUCUGCAGUAAUUACAAUACAUGAGAUGAACAAUUUGUUGCAUCAGAGUCAUGAUGUUUAUCAUUCAGUGACACCAAGAUGGUCUUCUGCAGCAGACCAGGAACUACUAGCUGCUAGAUCACAAAUUGAGAAUGCACCCAUCAUAAAGAAUGAUGUAGAACUGUUUGCUCCUCUUUAUAGGAAUAUAUCAAUGUUCAAAAGGAGCUAUGAACUGAUGGAAGAGAAACUUAAAGUGUAUGUAUACAGGGAAGGAAAAAGACCCAUUUUACAUCUGCCACUCCUCAAGGGCAUUUAUGCUUCUGAAGGGUGGUUUAUGAGGCAACUGGAAACAAACAAAAAAUUUGUUACUAAAAAUCCAGGAAAAGCCCACUUGUUUUACUUACCAUUUAGUUCUAAAAUGUUAGAGGAAGCCUUAUAUGUGCAGAAUUCUCACAGUCAUGACAACCUUAUACAAUUUCUGAAGAACUAUGUUGACAUGAUUGCGUCAAAGUAUCCUUUCUGGAACAGAACCGAAGGAGCUGAUCACUUUCUUGUUGCUUGUCAUGACUGGGCACCAGUAGAAACAAAGAAAUACAUGGCCAAUUGCAUAAGGGCCCUUUGCAAUUCUGAUGUUAAGGAAGGUUACAUUUUUGGCAAGGAUGUGUCACUUCCGGAGACGUAUGUUCGGAAUCCUCAGAAGCCUCUUAGAGAUCUUGGAGGGAAACCUCCUUCAAAGAGAUCAAUCCUGGCCUUUUUUGCAGGAAACAUGCAUGGUUAUUUAAGGCCAAUUCUCCUCCAACACUGGGAAAACAAAGAUCCUGACAUGAAAAUCUUGGGUAACAUGCCAAAGGUCAAGGGCAAGAUGGAUUACAUCCAGCACAUGAAGAGCAGCAAGUACUGCCUCUGUCCACGAGGCUACGAAGUUAAUAGUCCACGAGUGGUGGAAGCCAUAUUCUACGAGUGUGUUCCAGUGAUCAUAUCUGACAAUUUUGUUCCUCCUUUCUUUGAGGUUUUGAACUGGGAAUCCUUUGCAGUCUUUGUUUCAGAGAAAGAUAUCCCAAAUUUGAAAAACAUCCUUCUGUCCAUUCCACAGAAGAGGUAUCUUCAGUUACAACUGAGGGUGAAGAAGGUACAGCAACAUUUUCUUUGGCAUCCUAAGAAGCCUCAGAAGUAUGACGUAUUCCAUAUGAUCCUCCACUCAGUUUGGUACAACAGAGUUUUCCAAACUAAGCAUGGCUAGUUUAGAACCCCUUGCUUGACACCCUUGUUUCUGGACAUAGUUUGAGUUGAACUUGAGAGAACCCACUUGUGGGAUGUAAAGAUGGGAGAAGAUAGCUUAAUCCUGUGAAAUUCUAAUACAGAUUCAAUUCAUUGUUUUGCUGUUCACAGAUUGAGUGAACAUCGCAAAAAUUCCAAACUCGUUUUAUUUGGUGAGACUCGUGAAUCGGUAUAAAAUCGGAACAUUAUG
Molecule: messenger RNA, 2544 nt
Organism: Rubroshorea leprosula
Lineage: Eukaryota; Viridiplantae; Streptophyta; Magnoliopsida; Malvales; Dipterocarpaceae
Source: the annotation of a GenBank genome assembly